Messenger RNA from Cuscuta campestris, 1768 nucleotides. Lineage: Eukaryota; Viridiplantae; Streptophyta; Magnoliopsida; Solanales; Convolvulaceae. The record is from the annotation of a GenBank genome assembly.
GUUUAGAAAUUUUCUCGUUGUUUGUUUCAAAUCCAUUAAUUGUAUCGAAUGUUGUAAUCCUUUGCAAUUCCUGUUAUGAAGUCAACUACUAAAAUAAAAGAAUCCUAAUAAAGGAAUUUCUGUUAUUGUAGAAUGAGUCAAGAAUCCGCCCACGGACAAGGCAACAAUGAACACGUCAGUGUUCAUACUGAAGCAUCUAGUUUCACCACUCCCGUCCAAAAUGAACCCGUCAAUCAACAAAAUGUUGAGAAUAACCCAAACGGUGGUGGUCAACCCGACCUUGUGAUUCCAGCAUUUCUAGCUAAUGUGUUGCAACAAAUAGCCAACGCGCCAAUGUUUCAACCACCUCCACCACCGCCACCUCGAGUGAUAACCUACAAAACGCUAAGAGAUAACGGUGCAGAUUUAUUCCUUGGGGAUCGCAUCGGUGAACCCCAGAUUGCGUGGGACUGGAUCAAGCAGACUGCCCGAGUGUUGGAAGAUCUCAAUGUACCCAUGGACAAUUACCCCAGAUUGGCUUCUCAAUUGCUUCGAAAGGAAGCCUACGAGUGGUGGAAAAGGACGGAUGAGAGUGCGGGAACCCCUAAGCCGUGGACAUGGGCACAUUUCGAAUGGGCAUUCAAGAAGAAACUUCGACCUGACCUCAGGUCACGUGUAUCCAUUCUAACCACUGUGGAUUUCGCGGAGGCCUACGAUCUCAUUGCCAGGGCAGACAGCGACUUGAGUGCUUGUAUUGAGUAUCUGAAGACAAAUAAUGUCAGCUCAAACACUCACCGUCCCACCGGCUCUGCCUCAAAAGGGAAAAGGCCCUUUCAAGAACCUAGCAAUUCACAUUUCUCUAAAAAGGGAAAAUCUGUACAAACUCAGUCGAUGGCAUCCGUUGAUAAGUCCAAAAAGCGGAGGUAUCCAGCUUGCGAGCAUUGUGGAAGGAAUCACCCUGGAGAAUGCUGGCUUAAGCAAGGGUUGUGUCUCGGCUGUGGAAAACCAGGACACUUUCGAAAGGAGUGCCCUACAAACCCUGGAGAACCGUAUCCACCUGCCCCUGUUGUUAGUCAAGCAGCAUCGGCACGACCCGCACCAAGUCAACGCUCAACAGCGGGGUCUAAUCCAGCCAAGAAUCAGAACCAACAACAAGGACGAGCUCCUGCUCGUACAUAUGCAAUGAAAGCACGAAUUGAGGAGAGCCCUGACGAGGAGCGCACCCGCUUUCUCACCUUCUUCUCCAAGCGGGUUGUGGCUCUUCUGCGGAUUGUCCCGGAGCGCCUACCGGAGAUGCUCGGCUACGACUUCCUUGAUGUGCAGCUCCACCAAAUCGGGCUAUGGCCGUUUGUCUCCAAGGCCCGGAAGGAGAUCAACCCGGCACUGAUUCAGGCCUUCUACUCAAAUCUCCAGCGUGAGGACGACGUCAUCUACAGCCUCGUCAAGUCCACGCCGAUCGAACUCAUUGUGGAACGACUUGGGCGCAUCGCCGGCCUCCCCUACCAAGGCGACGACAUCUCCACCUAUGGCGGAGAAGAUUGGGUCUGUAACACCCGCCUCCCGCGGACCCGGUUCACCCGCGACCCAACGGACCGGUAGGGUUACAUGGGCGGUCCGAGAACCAUCCGUAGCGAAAAGAACAUUAAUGUCUAAUUAUUAUGAAAAACGGUUGGGCUUAAUUGGUGAAUUAAAUGCUAGGGAGUUAACCCCAAAACGUGUGUGAUAUAAAUGCAGAGUAAAAGCGGAAGUAAAUAAAUAAGUCCAAAAUAAGUAAAACGACAGAUGGUGG